Nerophis lumbriciformis (worm pipefish) is the source of this 3177-nucleotide messenger RNA. NCBI's taxonomy places the organism in Eukaryota, Metazoa, Chordata, Actinopteri, Syngnathiformes, Syngnathidae. The record is from RefSeq and is a predicted model, not a curated record.
AUGUUAAGACAUUCUCCCACAAGGCCGAUUGUUCCUGUCAUUUAUUGUUCCUCUUUCUUUAUCCCAGUGUUGUCCAUCCAGGCUGCCAUCCAGUUCACAAGGGAGCCCAAGUCUCAGGAUGCCCUGCACGGCCGUAGCGCCAUGCUCCGUUGCGAGGUCAGCGAUCCGACUGACAUCAGCUACCGUUGGCUCCAUAAUGGGCAGCCGUUGGACAACGGCGAGAGGCGCUACCAGGAGGGCAGCAAUCUCCAGUUUAGCGCUGUGGACCGCCGACUGGACGCAGGAAACUUCGAGUGUGUGGCGCAAAACACAGUCACGGGAGAGGUGCUCCAUUCCAACAAUGCCUCUUUCAACAUCAAAUGGUUAGAAAGCGGGGGUGUGACAUUAAAGGAGCCCGAAGGGGAAAUUGAGAGCUCAGCUAUGGUCACGCUGCGCUGUCACAUUGAUGGACACCCACGUCCGACCUGCCAGUGGUUUAAAGACGGGAUGAAGCUGACUGAGAAGAGCCAUCAGAUCAACAACAAGGAGCGGACGCUUACAAUCAAGAGCGCCACUCCAGAUGAUAAUGGUCUGUUCUACUGCUGUGCCAAAAAUGCAGCCGGCCACGUCUGCAGCAACAGUAACUUCACUCUCAACAUAAUAGAUAAGAGCUUUCCUCGACCAGUGGUUACUCCUGAGGACCAGGUGGUUCUGAGGAAUGAAGAAGCUGUGUUCCACUGCCAGUUCACCGCCGUGCCGCCUCCUGCUCUGGAAUGGUACCAUGAAAGUGAGCUGCUGGUUAACAAAACCCGCAUAUUCCUGCUGUCCAAUGGAUCGCUGCUCAUCACCCAGGUCAAACCCAGGAACACGGGCUUGUACAAAUGUGUUGGCCGCGGCGUCAGCGGCUCUCAAGUCACACACGAGGCUUCCCUUCUCAUCGCAGAGAUCGAUGAUAUGGUGUCCAAAAUGUCAAAGGUUUUCACAGCAGACACCCUGCAGCGGGUCCGCUGUAACGCCCCACGAGGAAGACCCCAGCCUGAAGUCUGGUGGGAGAGGGAAGGUCAGCGGGUGCCCACGGAAGGACGAGUGUACCAGGAUGGCUCGGAUCUGGUCUUCAGUCCGACGGAGGCAGGCGAUUCUGGAGUUUAUACCUGUGUAGCACAGAAUAAGGCUGGUCGCAGGACACAGGAAGUUACCUUCACUGUUGCCACCGCCCCAGUGUGGAUAACAAGGCCCCAAGACAGCCGCUUGGAAGAAGGUAAACCGGGUUAUCUGCACUGUCACGCCAAAGCCACUCCCGAACCAGAGGUCACAUGGCUUCGCAACAACAUCAUGAUCACGCCAGAGGAUUCCCGUUUUAAACUAUUCCCCAAUGGUACCCUGAGGAUCAACAGUGUCGAGGUGUAUGACGGACAGAUGUAUGGCUGUGAGACCAAAACAGUGGGUGGUCGACUGUCUGGCCAGGCAAGAGUCAGCGUGCUGGAGAAGCUCAAGUUCACCCCGACCCCCCAGCCUUCCCAGUGCCUGGAGCUUGAUAAUGAGAUCACCAUCCAGUGCUCGGCGAAGGGAAGAGAAAUUCCCACCAUCCGCUGGACAAAAGCAGACGGAGGAGAUCUGCCACCCCAUGUGGAGCAAAAAAAUGGUCAGCUUCACUUCUCCAAAGUGACCCGCAGUGACGCCGGCAAUUAUACCUGCAUCGCCUCCAACAGCCUCCAGGGGGAGAUCAGAGCCAUAGUGUCCCUCACAGUGGCAGUGUACAUUCGCUUUAAAGUGGAGCCGGAUAAUACAACAGUGUACCAAGGGCACACGGCCAUACUGCACUGCCAGGCCACCGGCAACCCUGAGCCUCACAUCCACUGGAUGGUCAAAGAUAAGACCCUGGAUAUCAGUAAGAACAGAAGGAUCCAGAAGAUGCCCAAUGGCUCCCUUGUGAUUUCGGAUGUCACAACAGAAGACACAGGCAGAUAUACUUGUGUGGCUGGAAACAGCUGCAGCAUCAAAGACCGUGUGGCUCAGCUGUAUGUUGUUGAUAAACCAGCACAGACGCAUGAUGAGGAUGAGGACAGAGCGCCUUACAAGAUGAUUCAAACUAUCGGCCUGUCUGUGGGGGCGGCCGUGGCGUACAUCAUCGUGGUGCUCGGCCUAAUGUUCUACUGCAAGAAAAGGCGCAAUGCCAAAAGACUGCACAAGCGUCCAGAUGGAGAGGAACCAGAGAUGGAGUGUCUAAAUGGAGGCGCUGUUCAACAAAAUGGCCACACGACCACUGAGAUUCAGGAGGCGGUGGCGCUCACCAAUAUGGGUACCAUGGCAACAACCGACAAGCGCCAUAGCCACGUUAGCAGCGACAAGUUGUACUUCCCUCGGGCAAAUCUGCAAACCAUCACUACCUUAGGCAAAGGAGAGUUUGGCGAGGUGCUGCUGUCCAAAGCCAAGGGCAUCGAGGAGAGGGAGGAGGAAACGGUGGUGCUAGUGAAAAGCCUCCAGACAAGAGACGAGCAGCUUCAGCUGGACUUCCGCAGAGAAGCGGAGAUGUUCGGCAAGCUCAGCCACCCCAAUGUGGUUCGCCUGCUGGGUCUGUGCAGAGAGGCCGAGCCCCACUACAUGGUCCUCGAAUACUACGACUUAGGGGACUUAAAGCAGUACCUGAGGAUUUCCAAAAACAAAGAGGACAAAGUUAAAACUCAGCCAAUCAGCACCAAGACCAAAGUUUCCAUUUGUGCCCAAGUAGCUCACGGGAUGGAACAUCUGUCCAAUCACCGCUUCGUUCACAAAGAUUUGGCGGCCCGAAACUGCCUAGUCAACAGUCAGAGACGCAUCAAAGUAUCGUCGCUGAGCCUCAGCAAAGACGUUUAUAAAUGUGAGUACUAUCACUACAGACAAGCCUGGAUCCCUCUACGCUGGCUCCCAUCAGAGUCUGUGUUUGAGGAUGACUUCUCCACCAAGUCUGACGUUUGGGCCUUCGGAGUACUCAUGUGGGAGGUAUUCAGUCUCGGGGAAAUGCCGUACACCAAACUUGGAGACAAUGAAGUGCUAGAAGGCCUGCAGACCGGCAAGCUGAAGCUGCCCCCUCCUGAAGGAUGCCCUUCCAAAAUGUACAAGCUGAUGGUCAGCUGCUGGGCCACCAGCCUCAAGGAACGCCCCUCCUUCAGUGACAUCGUUCACAGCUUGGGAGAGCCGCCCUCUGACAGCAAAGUCUGA